Molecule: messenger RNA, 2107 nt
Organism: Paramecium pentaurelia
Lineage: Eukaryota; Ciliophora; Oligohymenophorea; Peniculida; Parameciidae
Source: the annotation of a GenBank genome assembly
AUGUAUUAAAAAAUUGUAGGAUUCAUACAAGUUGCUGACAUGUUUGGAGCUGAUAUAACAUUGAAUAUUUAAAAUAAAGGAAAGUAUACUUCAUUUUUUGGAGGUUUCAUGAGUUUGGUUGUAUGGAUUGCCAUGCUUUAUGUUUUUAUUUCAUAAGGAGUAGAUUUAAUCAAUAGAGUAGAUCAAUAAGUAAGACUGUGUUUAAGAAUAAGGCUAUCACUAGAACAAUAAAUGAUAUCAGUCCAAAUGCUAGAGUUCUCAAUAUCUCUAAUUUUAUGAUAGGUAUUAAGUUAGAUGAUCCUUUAUAAACUUUAUUGAAUACAACAAAUUAGACAAUGUUUAACAUUACUAUAUAUUAGAAUCAUUACACUACAUUUCCAAAUAAAACAAGAAUUAAAACUGUUAAUGGAAGUCUAACUCUUGAAUAAUGCACAAGUGAACAUUUUUCAUCCUUAAAUUUGAUAUCUGAUACUGAUGAAUUAGAGACUUUUACAUCUUAUUUUUGUUUACCUUUAAAUUAUUCUUUUGUUUUGGAAGGUACAUAUAAUUCUUAAAGUUUUUAAUACACUUAAAUUAAAGUUGCUCCUUGUAAAGAUUCUUCAUAAUGCUUUACAACUGAAUAAUUGAAUUUAUUAUCAGAAAGAUAAUCAUUUAAAUUAUCUACUUUAAUGUUUACAACCAUAAUAAAUCCAUUUUCUAAUGAUGAAAUUAUAUCUCAACAACUUUUUUAAGACUUUUAUCAAUAAACAAAAAAACUCUAAGAAUAAGUAUCUGAUAUAUUUUUAGAACCUAAUACUCUAAUGAUAGAUAAUUCAAUUUUUCCUUUUGAAGAUGAUACUUUUUUUGGAGAAUUCUGGUCAUUUCGUUUAGGAAAUAUAAGAAAUUUUGUUGUAAUUAAUAUCUAAUAAUAAAUUAGAAUGAUUAUGUUGAACCAACUAGUUAUUUUACAAUUAAUCUUAGAAUUUCUUCUGAAUAUUAUUCUUCUUUUAUAUCUUAUAACAAAUUUGGUGAUUUUAUUUCAUUUAUUGGAGGAACAUUGAAAGUGAUCACUAGUUUAAUUGGUAUUAUUGUAAUUAAGUAUAAUACAAUUGGAUUUAAAUUAAUGCUUGCUAAUUCUCUUUAUUCAUGUUAAAUAGAUGAUCAUUCUAGAUCUUAAAAAAGAGCAGAAUAAAAUGAUAUAUUUAAAUUUAUAUAAAAAGAAAAAGAAAAAGCAGAAGCUAUGUUACAAAGAUUUAGAGGGUCUACAAAGAAAUUAUUAUAAUUUAAUAAAGUUACAGGAAUUUUCAAAUCUUAAAGAUUUACUUAAAUAUAUAAAUCAGAUACAGAUUUGCUAAAAGAUGUUCAAUAGUCAUCUAAUGUUAAAGAAAUAGAUUCAGUAAAAUUAGAACCAACUAGUCAUGAACAUGGAUCUAUUGACCAUCUUAAAGAGGCUUUUAUAUAAAAUAUGGUUGAACAUUUACUUAUGGCUAAUUAGAAAAUUAAAUUAGGGUUGAAUUUUGUAAUUUAUUAUCUUUCUUGUUUCAGGCAUUUCGAAAGAUAUAAAAGAAUAUAUAUAGUCCUUCAAAAGUCAACAAUCAAUAUAAACAAUGAUCUAGAUAUUGUUCUUAUUUUGUAGAAACUUUAAGAAAUCAAUAAACUAAAAGGUUUAUUGCUAGAUUAACAUCAGUUGCAAAUUUUUAAUUAUAUCCCAUAACCAGUAAUUACAUGGCAUGGACUUUAAGUAAAAGACCCAUAAUUAUCAAAGGAUUCAAUAGACAAAGUAAAUGUAAUUGGCAAAGUGUCUAGAUAUGAUACUCGAAAUAAAAUGUUAAAAUUAUUUAGAGCCUACUAAGAAGUAAAGGUAGAAGAAAAUGAAAAAGAAAUAAAUUCUCGGCUUAUUUAAUAAUUGGGACCAGUUGUUUAAAAAGUGUUUCAAUAAUCUCAUUAAAUAGCAGAAGACUAUAACAAGAUGAAAUAAGAAGAAGAUAAUCAUAUCAAAACAAGUAAAAGACCUCCUUUAAAUACAAUGAAUGUUUCUUAACAUAAUUUAGCAAAGACAACAUCAGGUCCAAAUUACUUGUAAUCUAAAUCAGAUGAAAUUGAAAUGGAAGAUGUUGUUUUUGAAUGA